Molecule: messenger RNA, 2413 nt
Organism: Oncorhynchus gorbuscha (pink salmon)
Lineage: Eukaryota; Metazoa; Chordata; Actinopteri; Salmoniformes; Salmonidae
Product: inactive serine/threonine-protein kinase VRK3-like
Exons: 15
Coding region: 449-1975 (508 amino acids)
Biological process (GO): signal transduction; peptidyl-serine phosphorylation
Cellular component (GO): nucleus; cytoplasm
Molecular function (GO): ATP binding; protein serine/threonine kinase activity
Source: RefSeq, a predicted model, not a curated record
GAUGGCAGCUGUCUAAACUUGUUUUGCUAAUAACACCGUUGAGAUAGCUAGCGUGAGCAUUUUAGCUAAGUUUAGCGUGAGCAUUUUAGCUAAGUUUAGCGUGAGCAUUUAGCUAGGUUUAGCGUGAGCAUUUAGCUAGGUUUAGCGUGAACAUUUAGCUAGGUUUAGCGUGAGCAUUUAGCUUGUUUUUUUAUGUAUAUUUGUGUGUUAAAGAAUGUCACCUUGUGUUUUUCGGCAAAGAUCAGACCAAAUAAAGUCAAAGAGGAAAGGUGUACAUUAUCUAGCUAUAGCUAGAACAUCUCAUUAGACAUCGUUCUGUAAUGUUAGUUAACUAACGUAGCUAUCCACAUUGUGAUAGCUUUGAGAGUUAAGACAAAAUGUAAACAAAACAAUGUUAUUAGCUACAUUGUGAGCUUUUGAACAUUUUAAGGACAGUCAUCAAUCAUGGAUGCUUUUCCACUUCUGUCCCCAGUGUGGCACCAAACUACAGCCUGGAUUCCGGUUCUGCCCCUCCUGUGGGGACAAGUUGCAGUGUGUUGUGGACCCCUCUGGACCUGUGGAGGCUGCUUCCUCUGGAGUCUCUCUGCUUCAUGUCACUGAUGGUGUAACCAUGACCGCUAAUGCAAGCAGUCCUACUCCAAGCACAGGACAACUGACUGGCUGGGACACAGAAGGUCUCGUCUGUGCCACCCCCAGUCCAGUGUCGACCCGUCCCCCACUGCGUAGGACCCGUAACUCAGUCCCCGUGGCCCGGAACGAUGAAACUCCUAGUAGUAUAGCCAGUCCUCCUGUCACUGCCUCCCCGAAACGUACUACAGAUCAAAGCCACAAAUCUAUGAUGUCUCCACGAAAACGACGUGCUGUCACCCCAAAAGUGGAACAGAUAAAAAAGGAACCGUCUGUGGAGCUGGCCUCCUCACCUGGCUCUUCACCUCUCCCCAGGUCCCCCUCCACAGUCAAGGGGAAGGUGAAGAAGGCCAAGCGAGCAUGUGCUGUGGAGCCACUGCAGGAAGGGGAGGAGCUUUGUGACACAACUGGCAGGAAAUGGAGGCUUGUGAAACUGUUGAGUCAGAGCGAUGCAGAGAUGUUCUAUGGAGUCCUGCAGAAUGGGCCAGGUGCCAAUUCCAGUGACUGCAAGCACAUCCUCAAACUAGGGGCUAAGGAUGGGAAGAUGUUCAAUGAGCAGAACUUCCUCCAGAGAGCUGCCAAGCCCUCAUCUGUGGACAAGUGGAUAAAGCACGCCAAGAUGGACUUCCUUGGGAUUCCUACCUGUGUAGGAUUUGGUCUCCAUGCAGACUCUUACAGGUUUUUGAUUUUCUCCAGCAUGGGCCAAACUCUUCAGUCUUUCAUGGAUGAGGGGGAGGGGCUCCUGUCUGAGAAAGUGGUCCUUCAGCUGGCCUGCAGAGUAUUGGAUGUGUUGGAGUUCAUCCAUGAAAAUGAGUAUGUUCACGCAGACAUCCAUGCUGAAAACAUCUACAUCAGCCCAGCACAACAAACACAGGUAUACCUUGCAGGGUACUGCCAUGCUUUCCGGUACUCUCCUGGUGGCCGGCAUGUGGAGUACCGUGAGGGCAGCCGAACACCACAUGAAGGAGCCAUAGAUUUUAUAAGCCUGGAGUCUCACAAGGGAGCAGGUCCAUCUCGCCGUAGUGACCUGCAGGCUUUGGGCUACUGCAUGCUGCGCUGGUACACAGGGGCACUGCCCUGGACCUCCCUCAAACACACACCAGCCCGCGUUGCCACGGAGAAGGAGAGAUACAUGGAGGACGUUCCAGGUCUCCUGAGUCACUGCUUCGGACAGAAGAAAGUCUCGAGUGCGCUGCAGGUGUACCUGUCUCAGGUGAUGGCUCUGCAGUACUCUGACCAGCCGGACUACAGGGCUCUGAGGGCAGGCCUUAGUGCAGCGCUGCAGAAGCUGGGAGGGUCACUGGAGCAACCCCUUGACCUGCAGAUGAAAGCGAUCGGAGGAAGAUGAUGCUUCGGGAUAAAUUCACGAAUUAGAUUUUUAGCCAACUGUUUUUAAAAUGCUGACUUUGACUAUGUGGUGUGAGUCCUGCUGUGUUUUUAUUAAGUUGGAGUACACUCAAGGAGGAGCGUGUGAAGGUGCGUUUCAUUAAGUUCACUGGAGGUGCAGUGCACAGAAACUCCUGGUUAUGCCAGGUUAGUGAGCACUGCUGUACUGUGUUAUUGUCAGCAGUGGUUGGCGCUGUGUCAGUGAGUGUGUCGUUAAUGUUUAAGUUAUGCAAUAAUACAGUUUAUAAUAAAGAACCUUUGGUCAGGGUGGUAAUGAUUGUAAGUACAAUAAUGUGCACUGUUCCAGUUAGGUGUUGUAGAUGUUCAUGAUAUGCGUUUUACUUUUUGUAUUGUUUUGAUCACAGCAUAAUACUUUAUUAAAGAGCUUUUAUUAAUUCAA